Molecule: messenger RNA, 1273 nt
Organism: Salvelinus sp. IW2-2015
Lineage: Eukaryota; Metazoa; Chordata; Actinopteri; Salmoniformes; Salmonidae
Gene: stard10
Product: StAR related lipid transfer domain containing 10
Molecular function (GO): lipid binding
Source: RefSeq, a predicted model, not a curated record
UGCACGUAGCCGAGUGGGCGGUUUCACUUCGAUUGUCAAUCUUUUAUCGCUUCUCUGUGUGUCACCAACGCUUUCCUCUCUUCUCCACACUGCACCAUCAACCUCUAACGACGUCGAGGGACCAUAGGGGGUCACACAGCGACGCAGGGGAACUGAAAUGUAAACGGUCAACGAUUGAUCAUAGCCCUUGGACUUGUCAGCCUUUCAUUUCCAGCCGAGUCGCCGUGAGACAGCAGAAACAUAUGGCUCCCUGAAAUAGCUGCUGCGGACCAUAUUGAACUGCAAUUGAUUCACGCCAGAGGGUCAAUAGUGUUAUAAGAUAAAAGCCGGAAAGCUUCCACUCGUGACUAUAGUUUCUAUGAAAUAUAUGUUAUUUUUAUACCGGUGUUUUUGRGCUUUCGUUUUUGUACGCUUUCGGUGAUCCCGCGCAGCUCCCCUUUCUAACACCCAUCAUAACAAGACUCGGUUUAGCGGGUUGCUUGCUCGGCGAUAAAUUAAAUUAGAUGAAUAAUUCACUCCGAGGAUAGAGGAGUGCGUCGUUUAGCKCAGUCACUCUUCACCGGCGCCCGUUCGUCCCAGUUUGCCUCGGGAUUGGGUCUCUUCGCCACCGGGAGUUCCCCUACCUCGGCUCGGUCUCGUCGUUGUUCUUCCCGGUGACCUACAGAAGAGCGAGUUCGCGCUCCUCGCUAACAGAUCAUGUCAGCGGAAUCGGUGUUGAUCCCGGACGACCGGGCAUUCAGCAACUUCAAGGAGGAGUGCGGGAGCGAGGAGGGCUGGAGUCUGACCUACAACAAGACGGGCAUGACCGUGUGGACCCAGACUAUUGGAGGAGACGAGGAGAAGUCACUCCACAAGAUUAAGUGUCGGAUGGCGUGUAAGGACGUGCCAGCUGAGACCAUGUAUGAUGUUCUCCAUGACAUCGAGUACCGGAGGAAAUGGGACGCAAACGUCAUCGAAACCUUCGACAUCGGAAAACUCACUGUUAACGCAGACGUGGGCUACUACUCCUGGAAGUGUCCCAAGCCGCUGAGGAACCGUGACGUCAUCACGCUGCGCUCCUGGCUGCCCAUGGGCAGUGAUUAUCUCUUUGUCCUGAAUCACUUCCCCUAUUGUCCAUUAUAACAUGUGUCUCUGGAUCAAUUGGCUGUAUCCUGUAAAGAAUCCUGAACACACACAACCGGUCCGCUCUCUGUUCCUCAACACUACAGAUGUAUGAAUGUAUGUAGAGUUCAAAUCCUUAAAAUACAGAUUCCUACAAAGGUUUUCAUAUUUC